Messenger RNA from Myripristis murdjan (pinecone soldierfish), 10252 nucleotides. It is a transcript of the gene aard, whose product is annotated as ankyrin repeat domain containing 26. The coding region runs from base 583 to 9174 and encodes 2863 amino acids. The record is from RefSeq and is a predicted model, not a curated record. Lineage: Eukaryota; Metazoa; Chordata; Actinopteri; Holocentriformes; Holocentridae. The transcript has 45 exons. Gene Ontology annotation, molecular function: protein binding.
UCAGUUGCCUUUUAAUGGUAGUGUUCACUUUAUCUUAAGUAGCAACACGUUCCCUUGAAAGAAUGCUCACGCAACGUUAAGAAGCUUAACGUUGCAAUGCCAUUAUACGUGGCAACGUUAGGUCUUUCGUCAUUUCGUUAAUGUUAGCUAACUGUUACCUAAAUAAUUGUCAUCUCCGCUAUCUGGUAACUUAUUUAACAUUCGCUAAUUAGCUUAAAGUUAGCUGAGUUAAGUUUGCUCCAGCUAACAACGUUAGCUAAUGGGUUCUGUCAUAGUAAUUAAGAUAUUCCAGUAACUGUGCUGAAUUAAGUCUCGCAAACUACAAGUGUUUUCCAAACUGGUAGCGACACGAGGUACGCGGUGCAGCUCUGCCAUAAAUUCAGUUCAAAUGUGGCGGUUUGCAUCGUUUAUGAAGUGACGACGUGGGUGGCGUAGCACAGAGCCAUUUAGUAACUUAUACCACUGAAAUUUUAAGGGAUGGGAGAGACGGCUGUGGUGAUCCUCCCGCAGCUGCUGAGUAGCAGGUAGUGACGGUGCAAAAGCAAUGCGGUGGCGUCGCUCUCUGCUGUGCUGCUAUAUACAAUGAAGAAGAUAUUCAACUUCACCAAGAAAAAGAAAAACCCCUCCGGCACCCCCGACAGCCGGAGUGUGUUAUCUGCCGGCUAUGAUCUGAAAGAGAAGGACCUCGGUAAGGUUCACAAGGCUGCCGCAGCGGGUGAUGUGGCGAAGCUGAAGCAGCUUGCUAAGAAGAAUGAUAUCAAUCAGCUAGACAAGGAGAACAGAACGCCACUGCAUAUAGCGUGUGCCAGUGGACAUGCUGAAGUGGUUCAGUUCCUCGUUGAGAGUAAAGCCAAGCUUAACCUGUGCGACAAUCAAAACAGAUCUGCCUUGAUGAAGGCAGUGCAGGGUCAGCAUGAGCCUUGUGUGAGCUUACUACUGGAGAACCAUGCAGAACCCAACCUGGUGGACAUCAAUGAGAACACCGCCCUACAUUUGGCUGCAAACAUCCCAGCCAUUUCCACUGCCAUGCUGCUCCUGGAACAUGAGGCUAACAUCAAUGCCAAGAACAAGGAGGGUUUCACACCCUUGACUGUAGCAGUGCGUGAGAACCAUGUGGAGAUGGCUGAGUUUCUCCUCAGUGAGGGCGCCGAUGUGAACUCUACAGACCAAGGGCAAAGGUCCCCACUGAUGAUAGCUGCGGACAAUGGACAUAUCAAUAUUUUGCAGCUGCUCUUGCAGUUUGAUGCAGACACUACCCUAAAGGAUACCAAAGGAUGGUCAUGUGAGGACUAUGCAAUGAUGAAAGGGCAACACGCUUGUUCCCACCUCAUCAUUGAACAUUGUACCAAGAAGAACGCCAUGCCCUCUCUCACACAUCAAGCCCUGAAUAAACAGAAGAAAAAAACACUAUUCGGCAGUCCUUCACAAGAUGUUGAAGCUGGCUUCUCUCUGGCGGGACCAGCCACUGACAAAGAUGAGCAUGGAGCAAAUGAAGCAGGGAGAGACACCGUGGACAGCUCUCAGUCAGAUUCAUUAAGUCGGGCUUCAAAAAGUGCUGCUGAUGAUUGGCCAUCGUCAGAAGAUGAUGAUGAAUCAGAUUUAAUCCCAAAGAAACCACAGAGGGUAAACCUAAGGAAACGGAUUGCCUUUAAUAAGGGUGAAGAUACUGAUAAAAUAGACAGUGGAGCUAAGCUGGGGAAGAAUAAACCCGCAAAACAUCAUUCAAGUAGCAAAGCAGGAUCAGACUCUCCAGAGGGAAGUCCAGAGGCGGAAGAGGAGGAGGAAGAGGAGGAAGAAGAAGAAGAAGAAGAUGAUGAUGAUGAUGAUGAUGAUGAUGACAAUGAAGAGGAGGAGGAUGAAGAGGAGGAGGAGGAUGAUGAUGAUGAAGAUGAUGAAGAUGAAGAUGAGGAAAGUGAAGAGGAAGAUGAGGCAGAAGAUGAAGAGGAUGAAGCAGAGCAAGAAUAUAAAGAGACAGGCGAGGACAAUGCUGUGGCCUCAGUCCUGGCCGACACUACUCGAAUUGAAACUAUUCAAAACCCCUCUGGUACUGGUGGCCAGAAUAUUAUUGACAGUGGUGAUGCUAAAAAUGUACCUUGCUCUGACAUGUCUUAUUCCAAAGUAACUGGCCCUAAUUUUGUAGGUAUAGCCAAGAAUGUGAAGGCUCCAGAGAAUGCUACCAACACAGAGACUCAAGAUAAUGCUGGCAUCAGUACAGCUGAAAUAUCAAACCGUAUGCCAGUGACACUGGAUGUAGAGGAUGACUGUCUUGUGUCAGCCAUUAGGGUAGAAUCAAAAUUAUCUGAUGAAGAGGACAGCCUUGGGAAAGAAGGUCAAAACACAUUUUCAGGUUUAGGUUCUGCUGCAGGCCCCAAAACUUCCAAACACAGCAUAAAAGCUCAUUCACUUAGCAAGGAUAUUGAUAAUGAGAAUGUAAAGGAUGAUGAUGCUGAUAAUGACCCAGAUAUAGACUCCUGGAGUGCUAAACUAGACAGUGUUCAUACAGUGUGGAAUGACAGUGAUGAUCAUGAUAGUGAUGAAGGUGCACAAAAUAGGGGAUUUGGUUGCAGCACAGUCCUUGCCAAUCAAAGUAAUAUAGAACCUGAUGAUGCUGGAGAGGGAAAUUCUGGAACUAAUUUGAAAACUAAAUAUGGUGAUGAUAACAAUAGCGCAUCCUAUGAAGAGACUUCCAAAGUAGCAAAGCGCAGGUCUUCAUGGGGCUCCUCACUGGGAGAGGAUAACAGUGACGACCAUGCUUCACUCAAAGAAGAGGAUAAAGUAAACAACACAGACAUUCCCAAUCAGAAGGUUGCUCAAGCUCAAGCAAUGCCAGGAGCAACAGCUCUUCACUCAACAAGUACAUUACCAAAACCAAAUGAAGACAACCUGGAGUCAUCAUGGGAUUCUUCAUCACCGGUGAUAUCUCACUCAAAAAGCGCCUCAGCUAAAACAAAGGUAAAAUAUCAAAAAUCAUCUUUGGAAUUCUCUUCACCAAGCGCUGUUCACUCAAAAAACUCAAAGGUAGAUCAGUCAAAGUCAGCGUGGAAUUCUUCCUCACAAAAUUAUUACCAAAAAUUUGAUACUUCUUCCAUCAGAAGUGAAAUGCGAGAGGUUAUUGAUUUGGAAGUAGUACCAUCACUAUUUACUAGUAUGAAUAUUGUGUCAUCAAAGAAAAAGGCUGCAGAGCAGCAAUUUUCCAAUGACUCUUCAGAAGAUGAUGAAAAUGGCAAGGAAGAGUCAAACAAUGACCCCUCCCCUGCAGUGUCACCAGAACCUGACGGAGAUCAAUCUUCAGAAAUGGAAGCAAAAUUAGAUCAGAAAGAUAAUGACAAUGGGAGCUGGGAUGAUGAUGACAGUGAAGAUGAGUCAGAAAAGCCUCUGUCUCCCAUUCAAAACAAGGCAGAAAGUUCAUCACAAACAUAUAGACCCACUGUAGUUUCCCAUGUACAAGAUGGGACACAAGAUGUUGAACAUGGUGGAGUCAAGAACAGCAGGCAUUCUACAUCAAGAAAUUUGCUGUCACCAGUGUUAAGGCCCACAAGUGCAGUGGAAAGGAAGUUAAAUGAAAAAACUGAAGUAGGUCUCUCUUAUCCUCAAAAGAUUGAUGAGGAUGGAGCUGAGGACAGUUGGAGGGUUCCUGUAUCAAUAAUUGAUGGGUGUGAGUCUGAUGAGUCUGCAGAGGAUAACAGCCCGGAAGAAGAAAAGCUGGUUGAUGAUAAGAAAAAGAAUCCAAACAGAGAUGAGGAGAAUAGUGAGGAUUCCGACAGCCAGGACCAGAAGUUGCAGUAUGAUUUUGCCAGUGCUGUGAUCAAAGUGCCUGAUGUUGGAGAGGAUUCUGAUAACACUCUUGAUGGAAGCGAGUGUGAAGAUCCCAAAUCAGAUGAUGAACAUGAGCCUAGAUUGACUGCCUAUGCUCCAGUAUGCAAUAAAGAUGUCACUGUCUCUACCCAGACAACAGUGUCAUUAGACAACCUUCAUGAAGAGCAAGUAAAGGAAGUAAAAUUAUCCUGUCCAGCCACUAAAGAUGAUGUUGCUGCUGGUCAGCGAUAUGAGUCCACCUAUGAUCAGGCCUCUGAUGAGGAGUUACCUCAAACUGACAUUGAUGACGUUGAUAUAGAUUCACCUGUUGAGCUAGAGAGCACGGCCAAGGAAAGUCGACAGUUCAGAAACCAUGAAGAGAAACAUUCCACCAAAAUGGAGGAGGUUGCCAAAGAGGAGACACAUGAGGAGGAAGAAGAGGAAGAAGAAGACCUCACAGAUGAAAAUGAUCAGGCCAAAGUGGAUGGAGACUCCCUUAUUGCCACCAUUCCUGUUUCAGAGAGAGAAGUCUCCAAAGAUAAGGAAAGGGAUUUCCUUUCUGAGUUGGGUCUGGAGAAGGGAGAGGAAGAGCAGGAUUCAUGGGACUCUGAGUCUCAUUCUGAAAACCCCAAGAAGCCACAUGAAGGAGAUCAAAGCUCUCAUGUUCAAGUUCAAGAAGUGUCCAUUGUUGAAGAGGACAAUGAAGAAGCCGUAAAGAACAAUAAUGAGGUUGAUAGGGGCCUCAGUGACACCAGUGGCAAAGAUGUUCAUGAUGGUUCACAAAAAGAGACUGAGAAGACAAAACGGGAGCCACUCUCUGUUUUGAGCAAACUAAAAGGAGAUACAGAUAGAAAGACAGACUUAAUGGAAGAGCUUGGUCUAGGUGAUGAUGAUCUUGAAGCUCAUAAAGCAGAUACCUCAGACUGGGAUUCAGCCAGUACCACCAGUAGGAGAACCCUCCCUGGCUGCAGAAUGGCCUCCUCUGGACUUGAGGAGCUGGUAGAAUCAGCUACUCCAUGUGUUCAGGAGCAGGAACAGGAAAUGCCUGCAGCAGCACCCCUAACACCCAAGAAGAGCAUCAGUCCAGACAAAGGAAUGACAGCACUACCCAGUCCUGCUACUCUAACAUCUUGUUCUCCUCCUCAACUCCUGCCCCAUCCACAACCCCGCACAAGGAAGAUGGUACCUCAGAAACCACAGAGUGAAGAAGAAUCAGAUUGGGAUUCAGACAAUUUGACCCCCUCUUCUAGUCCAGUUAAAACUGACCAUCAGCUGCCAGAUACAGCUGAGAAUCAGGCAGUUGUGAGAGCAGGUUCUUCUGUGCAUGAGCCUUCACCAGUGGUACAAGAAAAUGAGAGUAACAUAGAGCCUGAACAAGAACAACAAAAGGUUGGCAAAGAGAGGAUGAAGACUGUACUGGAGGUGCAAACGUGCAGUGCUUCCUUGGAUGAUGGUGAAACAGAAGCAGAAGGAGUGGAAGCUGAGAAACCUGAGACCAGUUUAGGAUGUCCAAAAGAGCUGUCGAGUGGAAAGGGAGCAACUCAAAGGGAACAGCAGCUUGCUGCCAUUGACCUCAUUACCCAAAAACUGGGGUCUAGAAGUCCAAAAAGCACCAACAGGGCCCCGGUGCAGUUACACCUUCCACUCCAGCAGAACUACAAUAACAACAAGCAGGAGGGGCAAGCUGUAUCUGUAGAGGGGACCUCACAGCUGGAGCUGGUCAGAGGGGCCCAGUGCAAUAGAGCCCCUCAGACCAACACCCAUGUUAACGGAGACCCUCUCUCUGUGUUUGACGAUAGCACUUUAAGUGAGAUGUCGGACGAUGAAGGAAGGCUGCCAUCUGGAGCUCAGGAGAGAGACGAGAUUCAAAACCCUGGGCAAAUGGAGAUGGCGGAGGACUUUGAUGAGCUCACCCAGUCCUCGGACACAGCUACAGAUGACAUAGAUUCUCCCACUUCAGGCUACCGGCAUGCCUCUGUGCUCAUCCAGAAGCUGGACUCUGCCACUUUAGACUCCAGAAGCAUGUUGAAGCUACAGAACAUUUUUCAUGAGUAUGAGCGCUCCAUCCAAAAGGCAAGGAGCCGUCAUGGGCACCUGGCAGACAAGGUGAGCCAGCUGGAAUUGGAGAAGACUGAGCUGAAGCGCUUUCUGGAGGAAAUUAAAGAUGUCAAGUCUGCUCUGGAGCGGAACCAACUGGAGUUGCAGACUGAAGUCACUAACCUCAAAUUUCAGCUGAAACAGGAACAGGAGAAUCGCCGCAAUGCCACCAUGAUGUACAACACCACCAGGGAAAAGCUAAAAAGAACAGAGGAGCAGCAGCAGCUGGAGGUCAAGGAAAGACAGAGGGUGGAGCUCACCCUCAGGAAUCUGGAGCUGGAGAUGAGAACACUGGUCAACAACAUGAAACAGCUAGAGGAUGACCACAGUGAGACCCAGAGACUGCUGGCUCAGGAGCGUAGUGCACGGACCCUGCAGGAGAACCUGCUCAACAGCCACCUCCGCAAACAGCAGGAGAUGGAGGAGGAGAACAGGAGAAACAUCAGCAAGAGCAAUGAGGCCUUGUCUCAACUCACUGAGGCCAGUGACAGAGAAAAGGAGCUGCUCCAACAAACUGCUAGCUUGCAGGAGGAGCUAGGCAUCCUCAGGACAGAGCUUGAGCGUUUCCGUGCUAGUAGUAGCCUCAAGGAGAGCCACCUUGCGGAGGAAAACGAGACCCUCAAGGAGCAGCUAGAAGAUGCUCGUCGAGACCUCAAACUCAACAGUGAGGCCCUGGCCCAAACUGUCUUCCAGUACAACAGUCAGCUAAGCACCCUGAAGUCUGAGUUGGCCCUAGCCACGACCAGUCUGGAGAACGAGCGUCAGACUCGUGAGACACUGGAAGCAGAGGCUGAGUCAACUCGAAACCGUCUGGCUGGGGCCGUGCAGGAAGCUGAGCGCUGCCAGGCAGCCCAUGCAGACACAGAAAAAGCCCUGCUCAGGGAGAAGGAGGAAAACCAGCGUCUUAAAGACAAACACUCAGGUGAAACCUCCAGUCAGCGCGAGGCCGUCAACGGCUUGUCCCAGAAGCUUGCAAAGGCAGAGGCGCGUGCAAACAGCAUGGAAAAUGAGGUUCAUCGGGCCACACUGCAGCUGACAGAGAAGGGCCUUCUGCUGGACGUUCUGCAGCGGGAGAAAGACCAGGCAACUGCACGUGUCAAAGAGCUGGAAACAUCCCUGCAGGCCGAGAAGGAGCUGGUUGGCCGGGCCGGAGCACGCCAUGAGGCCACACAGGAGCGGCUAGCCCAAGCCCAGAGUGAGGGCAUGCUUUUGCGUCAGCAGCUAGAAGAGGCCCAAAACAAAGGCGUGGCAAAGGAGCGCGCUGUGACAGAUGCCCAAGAGCGCUUCAGCGACAUUCUGUCCAAGCUUCGCUCUGACUGCGAGGCAAGGGUGCAGCUAGUAGAAGAAAGGAACAAGGACCUGGCCAGCAAGGCAGCUGACCUCCGAGACCAAGUGUACAAGUUGGAAGAGGAGAAGAACGAAAGAGAGACUGGUUUGAGGCAGUUGCAGCAGGAACUUGCAGACUCAUUGAAGAGGCUCUCAAUGAGCGAAGCAUCCCUAGAGGUCAACACACGAUACCGCAAUGACCUGGAGGAAGAGAAGACCCGACUCCUUAAGGACAUGGAGAGACUCAAAGGGAAGCUGGAGGAAAGUGAGGAGCUAUACGUUCAGGCUGAGAGGCGUAUUAAUAGUCUGAAGAGCAGUCUGGAUGAGAGAGAAAGGGAGCUCACCUCUGCUGCUCAGAAACUCCAGGAGGCACUGUCAGCCUCAACAGGCUCAGACACAACAAUCAAACAGCUGGAGGAGGCUGUGCAGAGGCUGGAGAUCGAGAAUGCCAGGCUGGAGGCUACUGCAAAGCAACAGUCCAACAAAAUUGACGCACUACAGAAAGGGGCUCAGGAGGCUGCCAUGCCAUCAGACUCUUCACCUGGAGGAGGGGUCAGAGGUCGUUUGGAGGAUUUGGUUACAAAUCUGCAAAGUAGCAAGAUGACUUUAGAAGACCAACUGAAUCGAGAGGUACAGAAGCAAAGUAUGCUAUCCCAUACAGCACAAGACUCUCAAGCCCUGUGGGAAGAGGAGCUGAAGAGCCGCUCCAAGCUAGGUCUGCGCCUGGCGGAGCUGGAAAAGGAGAAGGGAGAGCUCAACACCCAGAUGGAAAUAGAAAAGAAGAAGGCCAAGAAGGUUAUGGAGCAGAAGAAGGCCGUGGAUGCACGGCUGGACCAGGAGAUGAAGAGAAACACUGAGCUUCAAAAAGAAAUGUACAGGGUGCGGAGUCUAUUGAAGACUGCAAAGAAGAAGCUGCGGGAGCAGGACAGUGGUGGAGCUGAGUUUGGCUCUCCAAUGAGCAGUAUGAGGAUGGAGACUGAGGGCACUAUUGGACGGAUGAAAGACAAGGUAGGUGAUCUACAGGUGCAGCUGGAGAAGGAGGCAUCUCGCUGCAGCCAGCUAGAGAAGGUAAAUGUGGAGUUGAAAGAGCAGCUGACAUCACUGAAGAGCCUGAGUCACUCUAAUGAGCGACUGGAGAGAAGUAAGAGGCAAUUGGAGGAGGAGGUAUCGAGCCUGAGGCGCCAGAUGGAGUCCAGCCUGAUGGACCAGAGCCAGACGGAGCAGCACCGCCUCAAAGCUGAGGAGAAGGCCCGCCAGGAGGUGCGACAGAAGCUGGAGGAGGUCAACUUGUUCCUGCAGUCUCAGGCAGCGGCCCAGGAGGCCUUGGAUCAGAUAAAAUCAGCCAAUGAGGCCAACUUGCGCUCCCAGCUGGAGCAGAGAAUCCGGGAGCUGGAGGGAGAACUGGGCCGGGCCCGCACCACCCAGCAGGACAGCCUCAACCAGAGAGACUCCACACGCACCGAGCUGGACCGAUACCGGGAACUUUACACAGAGGAGCUGCGUCUCCGCAAAUCCCUGGCUGCCAAACUAGAGAGAGCAAACAAUCGGCUCGAAGAUGCCAAUGCCAAACUGUUGAAUGAGCGCCAUCGCAGCAAGUCUCUCAUCACCAGUAGCAUUGUGAAUGGUAGCCUCGGAGGGCCCUCGCUGGACCUGGGCUCCCCAGCUGCAACCUAUGGGGCCACACUGGGGCCUCUCAGCAGGAGCGUUGGCCUGGGACUCCCCCUCCUCAGCCCCAUGACUGAAGGACAGAGCAGCAGGGUGGAGGACUACCUCGCCAGGAUGCAGAGUGAGUUGGAUAAGAACAUAUCAAAGGAACUGGACCAGGCCACAGCAGAGCUGGACAACGGCUCGGCUCGUCUUUCCCCAGUGGGCUCGGCUUCGGGAGUGGAGCUGGACCCGGUCAGCAGAGCCACGCAGCAGUACCUGGAGGUCCUGAAGAAGAACUACAUGAUCUGACCUAAGGCUGAGCAUUAAAACAAUAAUAAUAACUAUCAUAAAAUAAUUUUUCCUCAGUACAAACAUUAAAAUGUUCAAUGAAAUAUCAAUCAAUUUAGAGUGGCAAGAAUAGAGAGGUCUGGUUGUACGCCCAGGAGUGAAUGAGGAGACACACACCGCACGCAAGAACUGCACACUGAAUUGGUUUGGUGGCUAAAACAGAUUAGCAUAAUGUUAAUCAUAAGUUUUCCGGCAAUCUUUGAAUGUGGCGUAAUAAUUAUUUGAUCAAACUUUGUAUUUCUCAGUGUGUGUCCUGACUAAAACAACACUAACGCCAAAACCACUCCCAGUCAUCUACCACAGCUACUUCACAUUCUGAUUUACUCACUCUCCAGCUUUUAAGAAAGGAAAAAUAUAUAUAUAAUGCACAUUGCACUUAUCCACUCAGGAGCAAAUGGAAUAAUAUUUUUUUUUGUCUUUGAAAGUGUAUUUUAAGCCAUAUUUUUAACACCGGCAUUAUUGAUUGGUACUGUUGGAGAGCAACUCGAGUAUUUGUUCAGCCUAAAUGAUCUGUUUAAUCUGUAGACUUUAUGUAUCUUUUAGCUCCAUAUGUAUAUAUAUAUAUAUAUAUAUAAUUGUGGUUUGGAGUUUUAUUUGUGAAUAUUGGUAUUGCAAAAAGUUGAAUUUACUAGUAUUGGAGUCAUGUAUACGUCAUGCAUAAAACUGCCAAGAUGUAACAUUUGGUACGUGCCAUCUAAUGGUGCAAUAUCUGUCUUGGUCUUAUUUUAUUAGACUCGUUGCAGUCUCAUGUUUUGUUUCUGUUUUUGUUUUUUUACAAACAUGAUAUACUUGAAUAAGACGAACUAGAAUACUCUCUGGUUAUUCAAACAGGGUAUAUUCUUUUAUAAGUUAAAAUAUCCACUUCGGUUUUGGUUGGUUUGCUUUUAAAGUUACAAGAAGUGGGACAUUUCAGUAUUUUUUUUUGUUUGUCUUUUUCAGGUCCUAAAAAUAUUAUAAUGAAAAACAUUAAUGGAACAUUUUCAACUCCUGUAUGUUACAGAAGACUAACGCUAUAAAUAAAAUCUCAGAAAACCCUGAA